Messenger RNA from Triplophysa rosa, 2148 nucleotides. RefSeq lists its product as uncharacterized. Lineage: Eukaryota; Metazoa; Chordata; Actinopteri; Cypriniformes; Nemacheilidae. The record is from RefSeq and is a predicted model, not a curated record. The transcript has 3 exons. The coding region runs from base 16 to 858 and encodes 280 amino acids.
GAGCAGAAGGAUCUGAUGAAUUCCUCUUCUGUUCUCCCUCAAAAGCAUGCAAAAGAUGAGGAAACGAUCGCACUUCAGUCGGAACUGGAGGCUGUGGAGAAGCAGAUCCAGGAUCUACUAGAGAAGCAGCACGGCUGCGAGAACGAAAAACGGCGCUGGAAACAUCCAGAGCCGACGCUCGCAAAUCCGCGAGCCCAGGCUUCGAGAACACGGUCAGCCCAAAUGAACUUCACUCCUGCACCGGCACACCCACGGCGAAAGGCGCGAGCCAGGACUGGAGCGAUGACCCAACCGCCGCCACCGGUCUUCGAGAUCCCGACCAGGAACCGCUUUGCCGCCCUCUGCGAGACGGAAUGCAACGCUGUGGUCAUCGGAGACUCAAUCGUCCGGAACGUACGCGCUUCCUCCACUAAAGGUAAGGUGCACACUCAUUGUUUUCCUGGCGCCCGUGUUCUUGAUGUCUCUGCGCAGGUACCUGCGAUCCUGAAGGACGAUGCUAACGUCGGAGCUGUCGUGCUGCACGCGGGGGUGAAUGACGUCAGGAUGAGGCAGUCGGAGAUCCUGAAGAGGGACUUCAGGAGUCUGAUCGAGACGGUACGCAACGCAUCGCCCACGGCGAGGAUCAUCGUAUCAGGGCCGCUUCCUACCUACCGACGAGGGAAUGAAAAGUUCAGUAGACUAUUUGCUCUAAAUAAAUGGUUGAUGUCAUGGUGUAUUGAACAGAAGCUGCUCUUUGUUGAUAAUUUUGAUCUGUUCUGGGAGCGACCUAGGCUCUUCCGCCCUGACGGCCUGCACCCCAGCAGCAUCGGAGCGGUUCUUCUGUCUGACAACAUCUCAAAGACGCUACGCACCGCUUGACUACGUCUCCCAGCGGUAAGUCAAAACUUCAACCAUAGUCUGUGUUCCUCCCACUCAUCUGUUAGAAAUGUUACUGCUUCCAAAUGCAUAGAGACUGUGUCUGUCCCCCGAAUAAUACUACAAAAUAACAAAAUAGCCAAAUCUCAGAGAAAAAAUCUAAUCGUGAUUAAACCUGAGGACAAUGUAAUAAACGACCAAAACAAACUCAUAAAGUUCGGCCUACUUAAUAUUAGAUCACUAAAUUCAAAAGCAGUUAUUGUAAAUGAAAUGAUCACAGACAACAGUUUUGAUAUACUUUGCCUUACCGAAACCUGGCUUAAACCAAAUGAUUAUUACGGUCUAAAUGAGUGUACCCACCAAGCUACUGUUAUAUGCAUGAGCCACGUCCGGUUGGUCGAGGUGGCGGUGUCGCAACAAUCUUUAGAGACUUUCUUACUGUAACUCAGAGAACGGAGCAUAAAUUUAAAUCAUUUGAAGUGCUUGCGUUGAACAUAAUUGUUCCAAUUGACAGUAAAAAACAUUGCUUUCUUGUACGUUGGCUACAGUGUAUAGACCCCCUGGUCCCUACACUGAUUUUCUGAAAGAGUUUGCGGACUUCCUAUCGGACCUAUUGGUUAACGUUGAUAAAGUACUAAUUGUCGGAGACUUUAAUAUCCACGUAGAUAGUGCUAACGAUGCAUUAGCAGUGGCGUUUACAGAGCUAUUACACUCUUUUGGAGUAACACAACACAUCAAUGGACCCACUCAUCGAUUUAAUCAUACACUAGACUUGAUUAUAUCUCACGGAGCCGAUCUAACCAAUAUAGAUAUUAUACCUCAAAGCGACGAUGUCACUGAUCACUAUCUUAUAACAUGUACACUGCGCACUGCAGAAAUCAGCCGUUUAACUCGUUAUCGACAGGGUAGAACAAUUACCUCAACUACUAAAGAUAGUUUCGCAAAGAGCUUGCCAGAUCUGACUCCUUUAAUAACCAUACCAAUAAAUAUAGAAUCGCUCGAUGACAUGACCAGCAAAUUGGGCACUAUUUUCUCUAAUACAUUAGAAGCUGUCGCACCUAUGAAGUCAAAAAAGAUUAAUGAGAAAAACGCAGCACCAUGGUACAAUAGCACCACUCGCGCCCUUAAAAGAGAAACACGUAAACUGGAGCGCAAAUGGAAACAAACCCAAUUAGAGGUCUUUAAAAUUGCGUGGAAAGAGAGUGCAAACUGUUAUAAAAAGGCACUAAAAGCAGCAAAGGCUGAGCACCUUCGUAACCUCAUAGAAACUAACAAAAACAAUCCAAGGUUUUU